Messenger RNA from Didymosphaeria variabile, 735 nucleotides. RefSeq lists its product as uncharacterized. NCBI's taxonomy places the organism in Eukaryota, Fungi, Ascomycota, Dothideomycetes, Pleosporales, Didymosphaeriaceae. The transcript is spliced from 3 exons. The record is from RefSeq and is a predicted model, not a curated record. Bases 1 to 735 code for a protein of 244 amino acids.
AUGGCUUCCACCAUCCCGGACACCAUGAAAGCCGUGGUUAUCUCCUCGCCCGGCGCACCCUUUACCCUCAAACAAGUCCCAGUCCCCCAACCCACGCACGGCGAAAUCCUAAUCAAGGUUCUCGCCUGCGGCGUCUGCCUCUCCGACUACUUCGUCCAGCAGGGAGCCUUCGGAACCUUCCCACGCAUACCCGGGCACGAGAUUAUCGGCGUUGUUAUAAAGACGAGUGAAGCUAUCCAAGGAAUCGGCGGUCUAGGACACUUGGCCAUACAGUACGCGCGCCGCAUGGGGUUUCGCACUGUCGCAUUGUCAACGUCCGAUUCGAAGAAAGACUCAGCGAUGCAGCUUGGCGCGACGGAUUACGUGGAUACCAGUAAGCAAGAUGCGGCUGCGGCACUGCAGGAUAUGGGUGGCGCGAGUCUCAUUGUUGUUACGGCGCCAAAUGCGCAGGUCAUGAGCGGAUUGGUGGGUGGGCUGGGGAGGUUGGGGAAGUUGUUAAUACUUGCGCCUGUCGGUGACGUUCCGUUCGACACGGCGAAGCUGCUAAACAUCGGAGGCUCGGUGCAUGUUUGGCCUGCGGGACACGUGCUGGAUAGCGAAGAGGCGAUUGACUUCGCGGUACGGCAAGGUGUAGAGUGUUUGGUGGAGAGGUUCCCGCUUGAGAAGGCCGAGGAUGCGAUUAAGGCUGUGACGAGCAAUGUCGUGAGGUUUAGGAGCGUGCUUGUGAUGGUGUAG